Molecule: messenger RNA, 4279 nt
Organism: Paramisgurnus dabryanus
Lineage: Eukaryota; Metazoa; Chordata; Actinopteri; Cypriniformes; Cobitidae
Product: sentrin-specific protease 7
Biological process (GO): proteolysis; protein desumoylation
Cellular component (GO): cytoplasm; nucleus
Molecular function (GO): SUMO-specific endopeptidase activity
Source: RefSeq, a predicted model, not a curated record
CUAGCGGAAGUUUUUAGUUGGAGGGUUAUAAUCCAAAUGUUCAUGUGCUCACUUUCGGUUCUGUUGCGGAAUUAUUUUCAUUUAUCAUGAUCUACAGUUUGCCCUGACCCUGGGAUUUAAAAAUGCCACAUGAAAAAACUCGCAACAGCCUCGUGUCUGACACUCUGGAGCGGAGGAGAGCUCUGACCAUCUCGCCAGUUGUCAAACGUGACAGCUGUCAGACUGAAAAUCCACUUAAGAUCACUAGGAGAUGUUCCACAUCCGAAGAUGAGGAUACAAAGAUGUCUAAAGAUCGGAAAAAGAACAACUCCAAUGUGACCAUCCAUUGGACACAGCUGGCAUCAAAUGGUACAUCCGAUCAAUCAGAUACCAGAUUACAAACUUCCAAUGAUCAAGUGUGCAUAACAUGGAAGGAUAUUCAAAGGCGUCAGAUCAAGGUUGUAUUAAAAGAUGUCCUCCAGACAGAGAGGGGUCAAAGCUUGCUAAGAGGUAGCGGAAAGAGUUUCAAAUUAAAGAACCAAUCAGAACGCAAAAGGUCAGCAAGAGAGAGGCGGGGUGAUCAGACCUCAACAAGUGACCUCAACGAUACGAGGAGAACCAGUGUGACACUAAGACGUAGAUCAGACCCCGCUGGAGCAAAAGACACUUCACCAUCAAUCCCUUGUAAUAAAAAUAAAUCAUGUUCAUCCAGAGAUCAAAUAAAGAUCAAAACUUCACCAAUCGUACAAAUAAACUCUUCACUGAAACUACCAGAGCUGUCUGAAAAAAAAUCAAGUAACUCUUCUUCACCCAGACAAAGUGACUCUCCACAAUGUGUUGAAAUUAAUGAUGAUCUGCCUGAAGAAAUCAAACCAUCUACAUUUGAAGAAAAUGAAGCAUUAAUUCCGGAAGGAUCACAAUGUGUUGAAAUUAAUGACGAUUUGUCUGAAAAAAUCAAACCAUGUGCAUUUGAAGAAAAGGAAGCAUUAAUUCCCGAAGGAUCGCAAUGUGUUGAAAUUACUGUUGAUUUGUUUGAACAAGUCAAACCAUCUACAUUUGAAGAAAAAGAAGCAUCUUCAGAGUCCGAGGAAGUGGUUUCUUCUAGGUCCGAAUUUGGACGUGGCUCCCCGUCAUCAUUAGCAGAGCAGUGUAGCCUCGAAGAGAAUGAAUGUGGUAGUGAGCAUCUAGCCAGUAUGGUAGAAGAGGAUGAUCCAAAAGAGUGCACAGAGGAUACCGGAGAAUAUGAGAAGGAAAAACACAAACGCAAGAAUGGAGAGGUGAUACAGGAGUUGGACGGGUUGCGGGGUAGCGUCUUACGUCUCUCGGUUGGGGCUGAUGGGGAGGUCCCGCUCAAAAGAUGUCGCUUGGUUUCCGGCUCAGACUCCGCCUCUGUGAGUGCAGGUGGACAGUCUUGUCAGGGCCUCUCAACUGAAACCAUUGUUCUGUCUAGUGAAGAGGAGGAUGAGGAAGAGGGAAAAGAGAAUGAAAAGGAAGAUUUGUUUGGAAACAUCCAGCCACCAGAGGGCAUUAAAGACAUACCUACACAUGAAAAACCAGCAAGUGUUUAUGAGCAGAUAGCAAUGACUGAGUGUCGAUCACAAAUCGCAGAACUGCUUACACAGUGCUCUAGUAUGAUUGAGAUACAACUGUCUUCUCUUCACAUGGGUGGGGUUGAUGUCAUAUCCAAUGCAAAAAUGGAGAUCACAACUCAGAAAAUCACCAUUUCAUUUAAGGAUUCGUCAGUGAUCAUUUGUUUAGAGAUGGAAAACGUUCGUAAAUACAGUGUGUUGAAAGGGAAUGAGUUGAAGGGGUGUGAACUGGUUAAGGAUGAUGAGAUCCAGCCCCCUCCUUUGCUACUCCUAUCGCUGGCUGACGCUCAGGCCCGUCAACUGCACAAAGACCUUUCCGAUAUCCAGCCAGGAAUAUGCCCAGCUGAAGGCAGCACGUUUGUAAUGCUGUGUUUGGCUGAGCCUGUUGAUGACUUUGAGACGGCAUUCUUUACUUCAUUAAUGGAGCUGGUGGCUCUAAAUCAAGGCAAUCCAGAGCUUAUUUACCCUCUCACAUAUUCAGAAAGUCUGACACUGCUGCAGAGCUCUCAGGAAACGCACCUGCUCCAGCUGCUGACGUCCAAGUCUGAUGCACAAACCAGCACUGCUGCAGAUACAGCUGCAUCUGCCUGUCAGGAGGAUGAUGAUGUUCAGCUGAAACCGGUCCACACAUUGUGCCACAGAAGAUCUGGGGGUUCCUAUAGUGUUUCCAUGGAACCCGCACUCGGGCCAGAAUGGACCCCGUACACCCAUUGCGGUCCUACACGCAGGUUGAUUCAGUUCCCCCCUCCACCAUCUAAAGGGGCUCUAAGUGUGACAACAGAGGAUUUGGAGUGUUUAGACAGUGGGGAGUUUCUUAAUGACGUCAUCAUCGACUUCUACCUCAAGUAUUUGUUGGUGCAAAAAGCCCCAAAGUCAUCUGUCGACAGAUCACAUGUUUUCAGCAGUUUUUUCUAUAAACAACUUACACGCAGAGACAAUGCAAAUGAAGACAGCACAAGCAUACCAGCUCAGGUCAGAAGGCAUCAGCGUGUGAAGACAUGGACCCGCCACGUAGACAUCUUUGACAAAGACUUCCUGUUUGUGCCGGUCAACCAAGAGUCUCACUGGUAUUUGGUGGUAAUCUGUUUCCCUGGGCUGGAAGAGCCACAGUAUGUAAAUUGGGAUGCCCGGGGCUCAAGGCAGGUUGAUGAUGGGGAGGAUUCGUGUGCGUCUGAGAUCCAGCCAGACAACAGAUCCAACAAUGAUGAGGAUAAAGAUGCAGAUGACAGCCACGUAAAGCCCAGUAAAUGUCAUGAUCCUCCGGACUGCACAGAAAAUAACUGUGUGAGAAAAACAAUCUGCCAAAGACCGUGUAUACUGGUCAUGGACUCCCUGAAGUUAUCGGUUCACGAGCGUGUCUUCAAAGUCUUGCGCGAAUAUCUUCAGAUGGAGUGGGAGGCAAAGAAAGGUGGUUCGCGUGACUUUAGUGCUGAACGCAUGGUAGGUUCACACUGUAAAGUCCCUCUGCAGGACAACAGCAGUGACUGUGGCCUUUACCUGCUACAAUAUGCAGAAAGCUUUUUACAGGACCCCGUGGUACACUUCGACCUGCCGCUGAGAUUAGAACGCUGGUUUCCACGACAACAGGUGCGAGGGAAGAGGGAUGAGAUUCGAGACCUUAUACUACACCUGUACCGAUUUCAGCAAGGCUCAAUAGGAAAUGAAAGUUUACAGUCGAUGGAAACGUGAUUUAGUAGUGUAUAGUGUUUAGAUGUGCAUUGUUUUAUGCUAGAUAUAUUUAUAUUUUAUGUGUUUUUGAACUGUUUAUAUAAAUGUUUUUGUAUACAUUGCUUGGAAAAAUUAAUAAGGAAAUAAAUCAGAACACUUGAAUUUUUCCUCAGACAAGAAGGACCAUUUAUUUACAUAAAGUGGCAUAUAACUCGUUUUGUAUUUCUGCGCCUUUUGAUGUCAGGGACAAGUAUGUGUGUGCGUGCGUGCGUGUGUGUGUGUGUGAGCGAACAAGUCCAUGUCAUUGUUUGUUACCUCAUGUGUUUGCACUCUCUCCCACCAGUGGGUUGGUUGUACUGAACAAAUGUGGUAGAAGAUCUGAGCAAAAAGCCUAAAGCACAUGUUUGGACGAGCAGUUGGGUGUGGUGUAAGUUGGUGUUGUGAUUGGCCAUUUUUUUAAAGGAGUAGAGAAAAAAGAUUUUGCCAUAGGGAGUGUGUAUGGAUGUAUGGUUUAUGCUUAUUAGACAGUUAGAAUUAGAUUAGAUAGAUUAAGAGACCACCCACUUUGUUCCAUUAAUCCCAGCAUUCUGUUCUGUUUACAGUGUUUUGCUGUUUGUUUGUUUGAAAAGAUGGUUAAUUUGAUACAGAUGGUAGUUUUAAGUAUUAGUCAGUUUUUCAUGAAGAAAAUUUAUGAGACAAAAAAACUUUUAAAGGGACAGUUCACCAAAAAAUAAAAAUUCUGCAUCAAUAUCAUUAACUCAACCUCUGGUUGUAACAAACUUGUAUACAUUUCUUUGAUUGAUGAACACAAAGGAAGAUAUUUGUUUAAAAACUUAAAGAUAUUUGCUUACAAAAUUGCUAAAAAUAUCUUCCUUUGUGUUCAGCAGAACAAAGAAAUGUAUACAGUUUUGUAACAACCUUAGGGUGAGUAAAUUACCCAUUUUUGGGUGAAAUAUCCAAAUGCUUUAAAAAAAAUUUUUAUCUGUCUCUCUACAUAUACAUUAAUAUCAUAAAAAAAAUUUGGCAGGAAUUAAACUUUUUUU